UGAAGGAGCAACAUCAAGUGCUGCUUUUUCAACUAAGAGGCCAGUAUUAAAGACCUGUAAUGUAUUCAAAGAACAACAUGCGGUCAUAUGUGUGCUGGAUAACUAAGUUAAGUUGGCUGCUGGUAGUCAUCUUGGUUUCUUUGCAACGUUCCACACAAGGAAUCCCUUCUUUUUCACCCAAUGAUUGUGAGCCUGGAAAUUCAGUGGAUCCCAGAGAGUGUGCGCAUGGCGCCUUCAACUUGAAUAUGAACCGUACAGAUUGCGAGCCUCGCAUGGUUUGUUAUAGGAAUAUAGGUGAGCCUUGCCUUGAGCUUGGCGCUAGCAGCAAUUGCUUGCCAUCUCUGGUUUGUAAUUGCUUAAAGUGUAGUGAAGUGCUGAGUGACUUAUGCCACAAAAAAUUGCCACCGAUAUUGAACAUGUCAAAACGUAGGAGACCAGUUUACUCGGAAUAUAUCUAUUAGAAUU
Molecule: messenger RNA, 465 nt
Organism: Bactrocera tryoni
Lineage: Eukaryota; Metazoa; Arthropoda; Insecta; Diptera; Tephritidae
Exons: 3
Coding region: 60-461 (133 amino acids)
Source: RefSeq, a predicted model, not a curated record